Ctenopharyngodon idella (grass carp) is the source of this 1548-nucleotide messenger RNA. RefSeq names its product endothelin 2 (gene edn2). Gene Ontology annotation, molecular function: hormone activity; endothelin B receptor binding. Gene Ontology annotation, biological process: regulation of systemic arterial blood pressure by endothelin; regulation of vasoconstriction; vein smooth muscle contraction. The record is from RefSeq and is a predicted model, not a curated record. Gene Ontology annotation, cellular component: extracellular region. The transcript is spliced from 5 exons. NCBI's taxonomy places the organism in Eukaryota, Metazoa, Chordata, Actinopteri, Cypriniformes, Xenocyprididae. The coding region runs from base 123 to 632 and encodes 169 amino acids.
CAGGUUGAGUUGAACACAAGCACCUGUCGGUUUCUCUCUUGAGCACUGUGGACUGCAGAUACUAACUGUACAUCAUCACUCAACUGGAUUUAACAGGCGUGUUAAACUCUUGAGAUACUAUAAUGGCUUUCUCACUGUGGACUGCACUCUUUAUCUCAGUUGCACUAUGUGUGCUGCAGCAAGGGUUUGGAUAUCCACUAUCUGAACAGUCUGAAGCAUCUAGCAAUCCACCUGCUCUCAAACGGGUUCGUACCAAGCGCUGCUCCUGUAGCAACUGGUUGGACAACGAGUGCAUCUAUUUCUGCCAUCUGGACAUCAUCUGGGUCAACACACCAAGUAAGAUCACCCCUUUUGGUCUGGGAAGUCCUCUUUCCCGUCGCCGGCGCUCCACUGGCCGUUGUGAAUGUGCGAAUCCCGCCGAUCGUACCUGCUCCAGUUUCUGUCACAUCAGUUCAGAAAAUCCAGAUAUGGAGAUUGUGAUACAACUUGGUGACCAGUCAAAUCACAUGGGCAAAAGCAGUGAUCAUCUACUGUCAACUCUCAGGAAGGUGGUUAAAGACAACCUUAUGACAGCCUCACGGUCUGCUUCACCCAAAAAGAAAUCCAAAACCAGGAAUCUCUUGAUCAGUUAGAGGAAGAUGAAACGAAGGUCGAGUGAGCAUUUGAACAAAACCAAUCCUGGAUGAAGAGGAUGUGCCUUGAGAGAAGAAGGGGGCAAACAUGGCAGAUUCUCUGAAUUCAAGACAGAACUGAAUGCUGUGGCACAAACCCUCAGUUUCUUCAGUUGAGGUUGAGCAGAAACGUCUGUUCGCCAGUGUACAAGGAUGAUUUAGAUGGUGAAAAGAAAAACAGAUCACCUUCUGCAGAAGUUAAAUGGUGGCAUUCACAAAUGAGAGAGCUAAAAUCUGAAAACAAUGUUGAAAUACUGCAAACAUAGUUUUUUAAUACAAGUAAUACAAGUUCAGAUACCAGCAGGAAGUUAUGGUUGGUUCCUUCCUGAUAUAAUAUAUAUAUAUAUAUAUAUAUAUAUAUAUAUAUAUAUAUAUAUAUAUAUAUAUAUAUAUAAUUUUAAUAUACUUUAUUUUUGAUAGCUUUUCUCUGUAUCAGAGCUUAAUUUUAUUAUUUAUUUAUUUAUAUAUUUAUUUAAAUUUUAUUUGGAAAUGAAUGUGUCUGAUGCUUUCUAUGAUCAUCUGCUCAAGAAAGCGUCUAAAUGUUUAAAAAAAAAAUGAAAAGAAAAAAAGCUGUAGUCGUAAGGAAUGUUUCUCUGUUUUCUUUUUUACGACUUUUCCUUCCCUCCGUUUUCCCUCUUUUUUUCCCUUCAGUGAAGGCGGAAGUAUUUAUUGCAUACUUUCAGUGGGGUGAUUUUAUUGUUCAGAUACCAGCAAGUUUCAAUAGCUCAACGCUUGCCAAAAAAUGCUGUUAUUGUUUUCCUAAAGUACAAACCGGCUUCUACUGUCUGCUGGGUCCAUUAUGCAAAAGACUGUAGUGCUAUGUAGAGUUCCCAUUACUGCCUCAAAAUACCAUCAAUUAAAUGGAAUCUAUUCAUGA